AUGGAAGAUUCCACUAUAGUUUUGACACCCACUGCUAUUUCUUCUAUGAAACGUUCCGAACUUCAAAAAUUAUGUAAGAAAUAUGGACUUAAAGCUAACGGAAAGAAUACAGACCUACAGAAAAAAUUACGGCAAUAUGCGUUAAAUUCUGAAAGAAGUGAUAAUGACAUGGAAGAUAUAUUGAUGACAAACGUUGAUCAUAUUUCUGACUUACGAAACCAAUACGCGGUUAGUGUAUCAGAACCCGUUACUCCCCAAACACCAAGCGCAAUUCCACUUGAACAACAAAACAAAAUUAGAAGAUCUCUAGUCGAAGAUACUCCAACAAAUAUAAAGUCAACUUAUCAACAUGAAAUUAAAAGAAUCGAAGUUGAAAGUGUUGUUCAUGACUAUAAGACUCCCAUCAAACUCUCAAGUAAACCUACAAGACAUUGGAAUUCGACUAGUGCUCCCGAACCAUGCCUUUCUCUCAUCCUAUAUAAUAAACCUAAAUUUCCUUAUUUUGCUAAGGAACAAGAGGUAACUGAUACUAAUAACGUAACGAGAGAUGGCACCUUAGAAGUCGCGGAAAAGCAAAAUACUGACCAAUUGGUUUUAGAUGGAAAGGACAAUUCGAAUACAAUAGUUUUCCAACAUCAAAGUCCUGUCAUUGAAGCGUUAGAGAUAAAUCAACCAUCCAUUAUGAAUACAGAAACCAAUAUCUUUACUUCUCCAUUAAACCGUUCUUGCGAUUUGACACCAACUGUGCCUCAGACACCUCCUGCAAAACAUACCCGAUCAGUAGAAACAGAACGAGCGUCUACAAAUCUUAUGGCACGUCUCAUUGCCACUCCAAUUCGAAAAUCUGGAGUUCAAGCGAAUUCUUUGACAGCAAAUCGUGUGCCAAUACAUACUCCUAAAACCGAAGCUGGGCCUGCACUUGAUAAAAAUUCACCAUUUGUCACAGCUGAAACUAAAUUGAAUUUUGAAUCUAUUUUACAUAAUGUAUAUUCAAUUCAAGAGAGUGAUGAAGAUAUCGAUAAUCAAGGAGAUCCAAUGGAGAUUUGUGAUGAACGUCCAAAAAGUACAGAGGUUGUAGAUGAGAUUGUAAAUGAGACUGUGGAUGUCCCAUUAGUUAACGGUGAAAAUACUGUUAAUAUUACUGCUUCCAUUUACGAAGAAAUGGAAAAGCGAGUUGAUCAAUUAAGAGCUUUACCAUCCCCUGAACGUAAGAAGAUUUUAGAAACGGAUGACGCAAAAACCGAAAUUCAUACAAAAUCUCCUUUCAAAAAUGAUAGCGUGACAUCUUUGGUUAAGCCAACUCCUUCAUCAAUUAACCGUUUCAAUCAACUUCAUGAGAAAGUUUUUUCAAAGAUGCCAUCCAUUGCUACACAUUAUUCCGCUCAAAAAACAACGAAUGUUGAAGAAACUCAGAAAGAAGUUAAUAAGAAACGUAAAAUUCCAGACGUUGUGCAUUCUCCGCUCAAAAAACAAAAAUUGGUUGAAAAACCAGUUACGAAAAGGACUUAUGAUAAAAAUAGAACAAUACUUAAUAAUCGAUCAUCGAUGCGUCUUAUUUCGACAAAAGACAAAAGUGUUAGUCAAACCGAAGUUCAACCAAACGCGAGAUCGAUUCGGACUUCCUCUAGGCUUGAUGCACGAAAGAGUCUCAAGAAAACGAGCUAUACACCUCAUAAAGGACCAGUUAAAUCCAUUAUUCCGAAUCCGGGGGAACAAAAAAUGAAAGAACGCGAAGAAUUCGAAAGGCGUAAGCAAGCUGCGAGAAAUGUUGCUCAACCUGUCUUGGAAAAGAUGAAGAAUCGAAGGAAGACAAAAGAGAACGUUGAAAAAGUAGUACAAAGUAUUCAAGGCGUGGUAUCCGAUAAAGUUGAAAAGAAAUCAUCUUCGUUACCUAAGAAAGUUACCACUUUGGGACUUAGACAACAGAGUCAAAAGAAAUCACAAUAA
Molecule: messenger RNA, 1947 nt
Organism: Funneliformis caledonium
Lineage: Eukaryota; Fungi; Glomeromycota; Glomeromycetes; Glomerales; Glomeraceae
Source: the annotation of a GenBank genome assembly